CCACUGACCUUUUGGUUUGACAUAAAGUCCAGUUUCCCAAAUGAAAUGGAAUUGUUUAUCCACCACAUUCUGACUCUUACACUAACUUUGUUGCUCUUUAUAUCACCUCACUAGACAUCACAAAGAUUUUUGGAUUUAAAGUGUUUCUGCCAAAAAGCUUUCCAGCUGCUGUGUUUUUCCACAGGUCACAAAGGUAUUACAUCACAUUAACAUGCUUGUAGUGAUGGUCCUGUCCUGACUUUAAUUAUGAUGUUUAAGAACAACACCAUCAUAGUGAUUUCAAAUAAGCCUCACGUUUCAAAUUCCUGGUUAGUACUUCAUGUACUUCGUAUUCAAGCUAAACUGAAUUUGUCUCAUCUGCCUCACUUUUCUUUCUGCUUUUUGCCUUCAGGUUCCCAUUCAAGAGAUCACAAUGAUUCAAAUUCAUGCAAACCUCAGACAUGCCACCUUUACACCAUGGAAACCACAGCUAAGAGAAGGAUUAAGUCUCUUUUAAGUCUGACCCCUCAACAUAUUUGGGCUUCACAAGCAUUUGAAGGACAUGGGAAUGAAAAACCGUGAAAAUAUCUGCUCUGUAUUCAUUCUGUGAAAAGAUGAACUAUAUCUGACUGACCAGCAGAUUAUAUAAACAUAAGCUACAUAAAUUCUUCUCCACUUAAAUCAGAAUUGUUACCACUAAAGCCCUGGAAGUUGUUUGACUUGUUGACAACCUUGCUAAUGUAUUUUUCUCUCCUUAGCUUAUGUGAAGCUGUGCAAACUUAGAACCCCGCAAGACUGGAAAGAGAGGGAGGAGAGGAAAAAGAGUGUGUGUAUGGAAAUGGAAAUGGGCAGCAGGGAGGAGGAAUGUAAAACAUUUGAUACUAGUCCAGUGGCUGUUUACACAGUAGUCAGCCCGUGACAUCAGCGUCCAGACUUUAUAAAUGUCAGGCGGCGCAAGAAGGAGCAGUUAGCAAACAGCUGCACUGGUCACACCACACCGUCACACAGUUCACUGAGACAGACCGAGCUCCAUCAGCAACACAAGCCCCCAUGGACCGACAACUGUGUGACUGUGUGAUUGCUUUGGCUGUACUGCUGUGUGUGACUACACAGGUGCUGUGCCAGUUGUGUGACAGGCCAUGCCUUUGCCCCAAUCCUGUCCCUCAGUGCCCCACAGGAGUACCCCUGGUGCUGGAUGGCUGCCGGUGUUGCCAGGUGUGUGCCCGGCAACUAGGCGAGUCCUGUACUGAGAUGUUUCCCUGUGACAACCUGCGAGGGCUUCAGUGCGACUACAGCGCCAGCUUCCCUGGGUUACCUGGGGAGUGUGUCAGUCAGAAGGAUCUGGGCUGUGAGGUCAAUGGGAUCUUUUACCAGGAGGGGCAGUCGUUCCAGCCCUCCUGUGACACUUACUGCCGCUGCAGGGGGGGCGGGGUGACCUGCGUGCCAGUUUGUCCACUGAAUGCUCGUCUCCCCACUCCAGACUGUCCCAACCCACAACACAUCCGACUACCUGGGAAAUGCUGCAAGGAAUGGGUGUGUGAAAACCUUGAAAACACGGUCAUUCAGGAUGCAAUUACAGCAAUGAAACUGGAUCAGUUAUGGCCAUCUUUGCAGAGGCUUCACCUUCAAAACAACAAGUUUUCACCUGCCCCCUCUUGUGUAGAGCAGAGCACCCAGUGGAGUGCCUGUUCCCAGAGCUGUGGGGCGGGGGUCUCCACACGGGUUUCUAACCAGAAUCCUGCAUGCAGACUGCAAAUAGAAACUCGCCUGUGUAAGGUGCGACCUUGCCACACUUUCCAGCCGGCCCCAAGGAAGCCCAUGGUGAGCGCUAACAAAACCCACAUCCUGUAA
Molecule: messenger RNA, 1830 nt
Organism: Neolamprologus brichardi
Lineage: Eukaryota; Metazoa; Chordata; Actinopteri; Cichliformes; Cichlidae
Source: RefSeq, a predicted model, not a curated record